Molecule: messenger RNA, 897 nt
Organism: Solanum verrucosum
Lineage: Eukaryota; Viridiplantae; Streptophyta; Magnoliopsida; Solanales; Solanaceae
Product: beta-1,3-galactosyltransferase pvg3-like
Exons: 1
Coding region: 1-897 (298 amino acids)
Cellular component (GO): Golgi membrane
Molecular function (GO): hexosyltransferase activity
Source: RefSeq, a predicted model, not a curated record
AUGAUGCCAAGGAGGAAACUACUUCUAGUUUCUUUAUCUUCUUUUGCUAUACUUAUCUUCAUCUUCUUUAUAUCAUUUAGUAUUCGCUUAAAUUUUUCGUUAACAACUUCCUUAACCAAUACCAUUUUACUACAACAAGCGCCUCAGAUAAACACACAGUUCACCCUUUUAAUAGGAAUUUUCACACGGCCGGGAAAUUUCGAUAGACGACAUUUCCUUCGUCUUGUAUAUGGAAUUCAAUCCACCCCCAUCGCUCGUAUCGAUGUAAAGUUCAUUUUCUGUAAUAUCACCAAUUCAGAACAAAGAACUUUUGUCGCUUUAGAAAUCAUGCGUUUUAAUGACAUUAUUGUCCUCAAUUGCUCAGAGAACAUGAAUAGUGGUAAAACUUAUACUUACUUUUCUACUCUUCCUCAAAUACUUCCCACACGUUAUGACUAUGUCAUGAAGGCUGAUGAUGAUGUUUAUUUGAGGCUUGCACCAUUAGCAUCAUCACUUCAACCCUUACCUAGAGUUGAUCUAUAUUAUGGCUUUGUUAUACCUUGUCCUAGCAUGAAUCCAUUUGUCCAUUAUAUGUCCGGAAUGGGAUUUGUUUUAUCAUGGGAUCUGGUGGAAUGGAUAAGAAGAUCGAAUAUUCCUGCGAAUAAUACAUAUGGACCAGAAGAUAAAUUGGUUGGUCAAUGGCUUAAUUUGGGAAAUAAAGCAAAAAAUAGAUUUUCGAACAAGCCAAAAAUGUAUGAUUAUCCUGGAACUAAUGGAAAAUGUUCACAUGAACUUAUUCCAAAUACAAUAGCGGUUCAUCGACUAAAAAAGUGGGAGCAAUGGAUAAAUGUUCUAAGAUUUUUUAAUGUGACUAAACAACUUCAACCAUCGAGUCUUUAUAGUAUAUCAAUUGAUUAA